Molecule: messenger RNA, 4951 nt
Organism: Mytilus trossulus (common blue mussel)
Lineage: Eukaryota; Metazoa; Mollusca; Bivalvia; Mytilida; Mytilidae
Exons: 27
Coding region: 1-4725 (1574 amino acids)
Cellular component (GO): membrane
Molecular function (GO): calcium ion binding
Source: RefSeq, a predicted model, not a curated record
AUGGGUUUCUACGGAAAUGCUGUCCUGCUGGAGAGUGAUAUUGACAAAGUUAGAUGUUGUGGAAGAAUAGCCUCCUUUCGAUUCUAUCCUAGAAAUGCUGGCACUGUUAAAUUUGUGGUAUUUAGACCUACUGAAGAUAUUGAUUACAAGAGAAUUGCUGCCACUUACUCUGUCACAGUGGCUAGUGGAGAUUUAAAUAGUAUGAAAACAGUUGUACUUGAUGACGCAGAUAAGAUGACGAUUGCCGCAGGUGACACCAUCGGAUGGUUUGAUAAUGGUGCAAAUAUUAUUGCUUAUGAUUCAUGUUCUUCAACCUUGUAUCCUGAUGCCAGCUCAGCUACUGCACUCAACUAUCAAACAAACUACUGCCGAACCAAAACUUACAGACUGACCAUUAAUGGUCCAGUAGAUGGCGCUACUAUACAGUAUACACCAGGUUCCAAAUACACAAGAUUUUAUGCCUUGGAAUAUAAAGUUACAACCAAUACAGCACCAACGUUUUCUAUGAGUUCUCCCACUACUGUGUCUAUACCAGACCAUACUCCGAUUGACACCAGUGUUAUCAACCUUUAUUUUAAUGAUACUGAUUAUGGUGACUGGUUUGUCAAUAUAUACUCAGAGAGUCAUUCAUAUUUCUACUAUGACUCUACACUAGACACAGUAAAUGUGAAAACUGUCUUGCCAAAAACAAUUGGUACGCAUGAACAGGUUCAUGAAUUUGUUGUAUGGGCAGAGGACUCCUGCUAUAAUAGAGUCACAGGAACUGUUACCAUAACAACCUUCAAUGAGCCUAACUACUUCCCAGACUUGCCAAAAACAGUAGUGAUUGAUGAGACCGACACAGGAGAUCUGGUACCCUUCACUGUUGUUGAUGAUUAUGGUGAUCCUACAGAUAACUGUAUGAUAUCAGCAACCAGUCCUUCAACAACCAUGUUUGUUUUAAAUGGUUGGAAUGUUGCAUUGUCAAGUUCAGCUGCUAUGAAUAAAGAUGCAGGUGCUGAGUAUACUGUUGACAUAGAAUGUAAUGAUGGAACAGAUACCAACGGUAGUUAUAUAGUGAUCCAACUUAGGAGGAAUAUAACAGAGGAGGGAGAACAUGAACUCCACUAUUAUUAUAAUCAAACAGAAGGACAAGUAGCAAUAUUAGACUGUAGCGAUGAAGUCAGAAGUUAUGAUUCCUAUACUGAUUAUGUUGCUCCAGAAGAUGUAUAUAUAGUCAUAGAUGAGGUUAUUUAUACCUUUUUUGACGGUCGAUGUAUUCAUACAGCUCAAUAUGGAGUUUACCAUCAGUGUGAGCGGGAACAUAAGACUACAUGUACUUUUGACGUGACAGGGUCAAAUGUUGCUAGCUCUUGUGGCAAUACACUAGAAAAGAUAGGUGGAUUAUUUGUCCGUUACCACUGUGUCAGAGAAGGAGCUUGGACUACAUGGGGAGAAUGGGGAGACUGUAGUAGGAGCUGUGCUGGUGGCUAUGUCCAAAGGUUUAGAAAUUAUACCAAUCCUGAAUCAAAUUUCUUUGCUGAAAAUGUUGCACGUGAAGAUGAACUUCAUUAUGAUACUAAAAGAUGUAAUAUGCAUGAUUGCACAUUCAAUGGAGCUACCUGUCGAGAUGAAACUUUCACAGCAGUUUGCAGAGACUAUGAUACAGAUGGCAGAAUUUCAAUACUUGGCAGCACAUACACUUAUGGUUGUGCCUGGAACUACAAUACAGCUGACCCUUCACAUGACGUGACCUCAGCUCUUGAAUCCCACUGCGGCAAUCGUAACACAUGUCCAGUUGUUGUCAGUGACGGUAACAUGGGACAAUCUUGUAGUUUGAUGGAUUAUUUGACAGACAGUUUUACAUAUGAGUCAAUGUAUUGGUGUGGACAAAAUGGCUGGUAUUCAUGCUACUCUACGGUAUCUGACUCUAACAGGAAGUUGAAUUCUUUGUCAUACUGCGGGAAGUUGUACUGGGAUUAUCAAUGUACAAUACCUCAGUGGGCAAUGUGGGGUGAUUGGUCAUCCUGUACUGUUACCUGUGGUCAAGGAACUCAAACCAGGCAAAGGUCUUGUGAAAAUGACCAUACAACCCUUGAUGGAUAUAACAACGUGUGUUCUCAGGAUGGAUCAGAAAAACAUAGACAAGAAACCCGGGAUUGUCUUCUAAAAGGAAGUCAGCCUUACUGCACUUAUUGUAUAGAUGAGUGGCAUUACCCUUAUAACCAAAUUCCAGUAUCUAGCAUGGCAAAUGGUUAUAGUGAUAGUACAUCUGGAAAUGCUGUUUUACUGGAGAGUGAUUAUGACAUCAUUAGAUGUUGUGGAUUGAUAUCACAAUGGGUAUUCCGUCCAGCACGGUCUGGUUGGGUAACAUUUGUUGUAUGGCGACCUACAGGAUUUCCUGGUGAAGAUGAGUACAGAAAGGUUAUUGGAAUUAAUUCCUAUAGAGUUUCUACUGAUGAGAUAAAUACUGUAGUGACCUACACUCCUGGUACCACAGAGAGGAUAGCUGUUACCAAUGGUGAUAUGAUUGGCUGGUAUGACACCAGCAGUAACAACAUCAUAGCCUAUGAUGAGUGUAAUCCAUCAUCAUCAGACUCUACAACAGAUCAUAUCUACUUUACUAAGAAUUAUUGUCCUACAAAAACACGUAAAAUUACAAUAGGUACUCCUGCAGUUGAUAAUGUAGAAGAUUGGAAUAUAACAGCCCUGACAGGGAGAGUUUACGCUGUCCAGUAUUAUAUGGUUGCUAACACACCACCAUAUUUCACAUUGUCUCAGUAUACAAAAAAUGUACCAGAUUUUUGGACGGAGGACAUCAAUGUAAUGUCGUUCUACUUCACGGAUGACGACUAUGGAGACUAUUAUGCAGAUAUACACCCAGAUUAUGACCAUGAAUAUUUUUACCUGGACCCUACUAGACAACAAAUUCGUACAAAGACUGAUAUGUUCCAUGAACAUACAGUGCGCAAUCAUUAUUACACCUUUGUUGUGACAGCUGUAGAUUCUUGUCUCAAUCAAGUAACAGGAACUGUAUCCAUAACAACCUACAAUACGCCACCUUUUAUGAACAAUCUGGAUGCAUCAGUAAAUAUAUCUGAGUUUAUGACUUAUGGGGAGAUCUUUACUGUGGAUUUUGAAGAUAGAGAAAAUGAUUCUUUUACUUGGACGAUUCAUAGAGUAACUCCUUCGACAGAUAUAUUUUAUUUUGAAGGUUCCACAAUAAUGUUGGUAAAUGGGACAGUACUAGAUACAUCAAUUCUACAAUAUGUAUUACAAAUCAGAACAUAUGAUUAUGACAGAGCAAGAAACAAAUAUUUAACAGUGGAUGUAAUAGUAACUCCUGUUUUAGAACCCAUAUACUAUGAAUACAGUUCUGUGGAAGGUAACACAGCUUCAUUAACCGAAUGUGCCAAUGAGGUCAUACCAAAAGAAAAUUACACAGACUACAUUCCUCCUCUUGAUGUGUUCAUCGUUAUUGACAACGUAACUUAUGACCUUGCCAGCCAUUAUGGAUGUCUUCAUAACUUGACCUAUGGUGUCAAGGACAGGUGUGACAACAAAACUACUUGUUCCUUUCUGGUUACCAAUGCCAACGUUGCCAGUCAAUGUGGAACAGGAGGGGCUGCUGCAUUGUGGGUCAGAUAUCAUUGUGUCAGAGAUGCAGCUUGGACAGCGUGGAAUAACUGGCAUGACUGUACCAGAACUUGUGAUGGUGGAUAUAGAGUAAGAUAUCGUAAAUGUACCAAUCCACCAGUCAAUUAUUUUGGAUCAAAUCGUAGCUGUGAAGACAGCAUAGAUAAUGAAUGGGAACAGUGUAAUACACAUAUAUGUCUAUAUAGUAGUGAAACAUGUCGAAAUGACUACUUUGAUCCUACAUGUUAUAUCUAUGAUACCAAUGGAACAUUAGCCAUUACUAAAAGUAACUUCAGAGAUGGCUGUGCAUGGGAUUAUAACACAGAGGAUCCAUUUCAUACAGUUCUUCCUGUAGUAAGAGCAGAUUGUGAGAACCAUUUUGAUUGUAGUGUAUUGGUGAGUGACAAUCUGUAUCCCUGUUACACUGAUGAGUACCAGACAGUCAAUGAAACUUAUUUGGAAUAUCAUCGCAGUGGUUGGGGAUGGCUUUCUUACACGACUACAAAAUGGAGAUAUUACACAACUCGAGUUAUUUCAAUUUGUGGUGUCUUGAGAUGGAAUUAUACUUGCUUAAUUCCUCAAUGGACUCAAUGGUCUGAGUGGUCUGACUGUUCUCAGACAUGUGAUAGAGGAUUCCAGGAAAGAACACGUAUCUGUAAGGAUGAUACAGAAUCAGACACAGAAGAUGGUUACAUAAACAGGUGUGGACAGAGAUAUGAUGAAACACACACACUGGAAACAAGAGAAUGUUUAUUACUAGGGAAUCAUCGUUAUUGUCCUUAUUGUGAAGACAGAACCUUUAUUUAUGAAGAUGAAGUGCCUAUGAGAACUGCAGAAAAUGACACAGAUGAAGGAAAUGCCAUAGUGUUGAAGAAUGAUAUAGACAUCAUUAGAUGUUGUGGAUUAAUUGCCUAUUGGGAGUUUUUCCCAGUAAAUCCUGGGACUUUGAAGGUUAUAGUGUGGAGAUCUAUUGGUGUAGAUAACUACUAUGAAGUUAUAGGAACCAAUUCUGUCAAUAUUUCUGCCUCAGAUGUGAACAGUGUUUUUAAGUUUACACCUGAUGAUUCCGAUCGUAUUUCAAUCAUAGCAGAAGAUUUGAUUGGAUGGUAGGUUAAAGUAACGAAAAUGUAUCAAUAUAACAUAAAGACUUGAAUCAUAGAUAGAUUAAAAGAUAACAAUAUUUGAGGCUUUGGUUGAUAUGGUAAUCAUCAUGAUUUGGACUUAUAUGUUCUACCAAAUUCAAAUACGAUUGGAAAAGGCAAAAAUCUCAUGAAAUACCAGAAUAUAGCUAAACUAUGGUGUAACAACACUAAUUCGGGCAUAGCCAGAAAGUAGU